This is a messenger RNA of Arachis ipaensis, 402 nucleotides long. Lineage: Eukaryota; Viridiplantae; Streptophyta; Magnoliopsida; Fabales; Fabaceae. The record is from RefSeq and is a predicted model, not a curated record.
AUGCCGCCGGAAUUGCUCUGCCGCCACCAAAAUUUCUGGUCGCUGCCGUUUUGUGGCUGUCAUAAGUUACGUUGUCGCUGCCGGAGAAGCUGUUGUGGUCGCCGGAACCAUCACCGGAGCUUCUGCAGCUUGAUUCAGUCUUUAAUCCUUUCUCACGGGUCAAGCUCCGGUAAUUGCGGGUCACGAUUAAAGCUGCCACCGAACCAGUUCGUAGACCGCCGCUGUUUGGUUCAGCCGUUCUUUAUUCGUUCCGAAUUCGGUUUGUUUAUGCCGCUUGUAGCUGUUUCUGCUUUCGAGAGGGAGCAAGCAGGGCCGAGGUUCUAAUUGUCGGUGAUUUCGGGCUGAGCAAAAAGGAAUCAGUUAACAAGUUUGGGUUAUGGCUUGCGUUUUGAGGUAGGGGCG